GUAUUUUUGGUGUACUCGAAAACGGUCAUACAUAUCGAGUAGCGCCAAUUUCAUCUUGUUUUGAUCGUUUUGAAGAGCCUGACGGGCCAUAGGAAGCCGCGUUUGUUUACCCGGCUCACUUGGAGCAGACAUGUCAUACGAUGCAGACUAUUUGUUUGCGCUCAGACUGCAACAGGAGCUGGACGCCGAGGAGGGAGAAGUGCCGGCUUCCAGUGCUGAAAAUGAAAAUAUCGACUAUGAGAUGGCAUUGAAGCUGCAGGCGGAGCUUAACAGGCAGGAGGAGAGAGCCAACCGCCACAAUGCCAGCGAAGAGGCAACUAGUACCUCCCGUCAGGCCGCCAAACGCCAGGACGAUCAGGACGAAGACAUACGUUGGGUUUAUCCCAAGCCCAGUACCAAACCAAAUCCCCCCAAGGCUCCAGUCCGUCGCCAGGCCAUCGACUCGCCUUCCAAAGCCUUAGUUCCCGUGCGUGGAAUUCAAGCUCAAUAUAAUGAUUAUCUGAACCAGACCCAGAAUCUCGUUCAUCCCGAGUGGGAGCUGAUUGAUCCCACACCCGAUGUCUUCGCCAUGUUCUUCCGCUUCGACCAGAAGUUCUUCCAGAAGCGCCUGGGCGCCGUCUGCCUCGAGUGGAGCAAGCGCAUGACCUCCUGUGCCGGUAUCUGUUACCAGCGCAGCAACCGUGUCUUCAAGGAGGUGACCAUCCGCCUGAGCGAGCCUCUGCUGAAGCUGCGUCCGCGCAAGGACCUCGUAGAGACGCUACUGCACGAGAUGAUACACGCCUACUGCUUCGUGCUGAACAUCCGUGAGGGCAACGGCGGACAUGGGCCGAACUUCAAGCGCAUGAUGAACCUCAUCAACCAGACGGCCGGCACCAACAUCACCGUCUACCACUCCUUCCACGACGAGGUGGCCCUGUAUCGCAACCACGUCUGGCGCUGCACGGGCAUCUGCCAGAACCAUGCUCCCUUCCAGGGCUGGGUCAGGCGCUCCACCAAUCGGGCGCCGGGUCCGUACGAUCAGUGGUGGGAGAAGCACCUGCGCGAGUGCGGCGGCACCUUCCAAAAGGUGAGCGGCCCGGAGCCCGAAAAGAAACCAACCAAAGCCAAGAUUAAGACCAAAAAGGAGGUGAAGCCAGUGCCGGGAAAGUCCGGCCUCGAUGGGUGGUUGGGCAAGAAAGCGGUUAAGCCACCAGUUCCAUCCAUUCCUUCUGGAUUAUCCAACAAUCCAGGAUCUGCUGCCACAGCUAUGAUUCAGGGCCUGGCAGGCUCCGUGCCUCCCACUUCCUAUCCGGGGCCCUCGACUGAUCCCUUUGCCGGAGUGGGUGGCGGAGGUUCGAAGCCUUCGAGUGGGGGACUCAAGCGCGGAUCAAAUAUCAUGAGUUUCGGUGACCUAAGCCGUGGGUCUGACUCUGAGAAGGAGGAGUCUCGCAACAAUGCCGCCGCCGCCAUGACCGGAGUGGGCUACCAGAUGGGGGGCAGCUCCACCAUCGACAUAACUGGCGGCGAACCGAACGAAGCGUCCACGCCGCAUCUUCGCGAGCGCUGGCUGCGUCGCGUCGAGCAGAACCGCCGCCUCCACAACCACAGCUCCGACUCGAAUAGCAGCACCGGCUCCAAUUCCGGUGCCCCGGAGGCUCCGCCAUCCAAGCGCCGUCGUCCGAACGCCAACGACAUCAUCAACUGGGAGAGCUACGACGACGACAUCCAGAUCGGCCAGGUCAACUCCCAGGUGAUCAACGUGCUGGACAGUAGCGAUGAGGAGGGCGAGGUCCACGGCGCCUCGACUGCAUCACCAAAGAAGCUGAGCAGCCAGGAGCGCAUGGCCCUGAUCAAGCGCGAGGUGCUGCUGGACGAGUCCCAGCAGUUCAGCGAGGACGACAUCACUUUCAUUGAUAACGAGUUCGACGAGAACUUGGAUAAGGCUCACAACGCGAGCUUGGACGCGGCCGUGGAGCUGGCCGAUCAGUCGAUCAUCGAUGACUUCUUCGGGGAGGACACCCUUCUGCGCGACUUCCAGGACCAGAACGACGUACGGGCUUUCGGUUCUGGGAACUCGGAGAACGAUACCACCCAGGAAAUUGUAUUCUGCCCGAUAUGCUUCGAGAGGAUCCAGCGCAACCAGCUGGACAAUCACCUGGAGGGCUGCAGCAUCACCAUUAGCGUUGAGCCGCCGUCCUUCAAGCCGAAGAGCUUCGCCGGAGGAUCGAAGGGAAAGAAGUCAUCCACUGCCAACGGAGCUUCCACAUCCUUUGCUUCCACUCCGUCUCGUGCCUCCAAUGCCUCGAAUGCCUCCACUCGCCGCUCAUCUUCUGGCCAAAUGACUCGCAAGAAGCUCCAGGAGUACGGCUAUACCGCUGAGGAGAUUGCAGUCUUGGAGUUGAGCGGCGACGAAGCUGGAUCUUCAUUUUCGGACUCGGUGGCUGUCAAUGAUUCGGAGGACGAGCUGACUCCGCGCCAGCGUCGUCAGCGCGGUCUCUUCAAGGCGACCGUCCAAUGCCCCCGUUGCGGUGGGGAAUACCUAGGCCACCAGCUGGAGGCCCACCGUGCCAUCUGCCAAGGAAAGCAGAGGCGCUAAGAUGAUCCUAUGUUACCAUAAUACCAUAAUACCAUGAUGCGGGCAGCAUGCCAUUACCAUUACUUAUUCCAUUUUCCAUUUAAGAACUUUAUAAUUUAGAGUGUUGAGUUUCUCCUCGUUAAAAUGCAUUUAAAAAAUGGAAA
Messenger RNA from Drosophila ananassae, 2718 nucleotides. RefSeq lists its product as uncharacterized. The transcript is spliced from 5 exons. The coding region runs from base 131 to 2575 and encodes 814 amino acids. Gene Ontology annotation, cellular component: nucleus. The record is from RefSeq and is a predicted model, not a curated record. Gene Ontology annotation, molecular function: single-stranded DNA binding; metalloendopeptidase activity; polyubiquitin modification-dependent protein binding. Lineage: Eukaryota; Metazoa; Arthropoda; Insecta; Diptera; Drosophilidae. Gene Ontology annotation, biological process: DNA repair.